Messenger RNA from Bursaphelenchus okinawaensis, 258 nucleotides. The record is from the annotation of a GenBank genome assembly. Lineage: Eukaryota; Metazoa; Nematoda; Chromadorea; Rhabditida; Aphelenchoididae.
AUGGCUCGUGGUGCUGGAAAGAUUACCAAGAAGAAGGAUCCAAAUGCUCCCAAGCGUGCCUUAUCAGCCUACUUUAUAUGGCUCAAGGAGAACCGAGCCAGAAUCACUAAACCCGGCAUGAAGGUAGGCGAAGUGACCAAACUGGCAGCCAAAGAAUGGAACAGUCUGAGCGACAAGUCAGAGUGGGAGAAGAAGGCCGAAGACGACAAGAAACGUUAUCAACGAGAAAUCACGGCUUACCGCCAGACCGACGAAUAA